This is a messenger RNA of Bactrocera tryoni, 773 nucleotides long. Its product is annotated as attacin-A-like. Gene Ontology annotation, biological process: defense response to bacterium. The transcript has 2 exons. Lineage: Eukaryota; Metazoa; Arthropoda; Insecta; Diptera; Tephritidae. The coding region runs from base 101 to 682 and encodes 193 amino acids. Gene Ontology annotation, cellular component: extracellular region. The record is from RefSeq and is a predicted model, not a curated record.
AAGAAAGCAUCAAAGCAAUCAAGUCCAACAAUAACUUGCAAUAAAAGUUGAGCCAAUUACCGUGUAUUUCUAGAAAAUUAUAUAAAUAUUUGCAAAAGCUAUGGGCAAUAAUAUAGACGUUAGAGGUAUGAGAUCCGUAAGCCUCCUACUUCAUCAAGAGCUCCACUUACAAACGGCGAAAACUUUUGGUGAUCAAAAUUGCAAAACUAGGACUGGUGUUUUCAUGGCUGGCAGUACAUGCGGUGCGCCUGGGAAGGUUGGCAUAUUUGCCGAAUUGAAAAAGGAGCGCGCCAAUUGGUCAGUGACGUUAUUGAGAGUUGUCAGAUUUGCCACUAUUCUAACUUUUGAGUUUGGUUGGGAGUUGUUCAAUGAUGGCACACACUUGGUGAGCUUGGAAUCAAAAACUUCGUUCGUAAAACCCGACGAUCGCACAAAAUUAAUUCGUGAAAGUUGUGGUGUUAGUUAUAAGCAUGCGCGUGGUAUUAACGCCGAUUUGGCCUUCUCUAAAGUAGGGGCAUUCAAUGCUUACACCCUUGAUGCGCAAGCCAAAGCCAGCAUCUGGAGCUCAUCUGAUAAUACCAACACUUUGGAUUUAACUGGCAGUGCGACGUAUCACGUAGAUGGUCCGCUUGCAGGUAAAAAAAGGUUCUCUGGCGGCUUAAAAUUUACGCAUCACUUUUAGAUUAAAAAGUUUCGAUUAUGAGAUUUUGUGUUUAGAAAUUUGUUGUAUAUUUUAAAGUUGUUAUAAAAUGUACCAACAUGUUUUUUAUUAA